AUGAAAACAGCUUUGGAUACAAAUAUAACGAAAUUGAUGAAAUCAAUUUUUAUUCAGCGGAAAUAUCUUUUGCCCAAUAUAUUUAAGCAAUGCAUGUUAUCCACAAAUACCAACCCAUCUCAGUCUAUAAAAGAUGAUGGAAAUAAUCAAAAAACUGUAAAUGAUGAAUCUUUUAUAUCGCUUUUGAGAAAUUCACCAUUUAUCCGACUUGGUGAUCCCAAGAAUAAAAUUUUAAUUGGAAAUGUCACCAUUGUUACAAAAUCAGAUAUAUAUGUGGACUAUGGGGGGAAAUUUAACGCAAUUGUGAAAAAUUCUUUUAAAAGCGAGGAAAAUAUUAAAAUAAAUACGAAGGUAUACUUACUACUUAAUGAACAUGAAAAAGUGGCUAAUUUUGGGGAAAAGCAUUGGAUAACCUUGAAAGAGGCUGAUGCAAUUUUACUGGGAGUUUGUAAAAAUCAAUAA
Molecule: messenger RNA, 462 nt
Organism: Octopus sinensis (East Asian common octopus)
Lineage: Eukaryota; Metazoa; Mollusca; Cephalopoda; Octopoda; Octopodidae
Product: 28S ribosomal protein S28, mitochondrial-like
Exons: 3
Coding region: 1-462 (153 amino acids)
Cellular component (GO): mitochondrial small ribosomal subunit
Source: RefSeq, a predicted model, not a curated record